AUGUCGCCCACACACCGUCCGUCCUUCUCCAUCGCAAUGCCUACCAGCCCCGUCUUCCUCGCCGCCGACGCCGACCAGAUGCCGCACACUCCCGAGGCGCGCCAGCAGUCGUGCCAGUCGACAGCAGAACCUCCGCCGCCGCCGCGACCGGUCCCAUUCAAGGUCAAGAGGAAGCGGCCGAGUGCGCAAUUCAACCUACACCACCUCGACACGUCCGUCAUCCCUACGAUUGAGAUGUCCGAAGCGCCCUCUCAAUUGUCCAGUCCAACAUUCCAACACUCGGUCUCCGCGCGCUUCCUCUCUCCAAUCAUGUCCGCGACGCAUUCGCGCACCCUCACGCCACCGACAACCCCAGCGCCGAAGCUCUACCCGAGUUUCAGCCAACUCGAAAGUCCGGCCGAUGAGUGGGACAUGAUCAAUAACAGGAAGCCGACCUUCCAACGCGCCAACUCUGUUUGCUCGUCCUUCUCCGACUCGUCCAUAUCCUCGUGUGGCAGCUCCGCUUUCUCCGCGCCCAUCAAUGGCUACGACAGCCCUCUCUCUGAAGCCAACGAUCCAUUCAUGGACGACGACCCGCCCAAGCAAGCACGCAUACUGCAGUCGCCCAUGCGCCAGGACGCUGCGCCCAAGAACAAGCGAGUCAAGACUCGUCGCGAUGUGAGGUGGACGCAACAAAUGGACGAUCACCUCUGGAUGACCUUCUCGGCUUACCUCUCCGACCCUACCCUWACACCAUUCAAGAUGCUACCUGGCAGCACCCCACCCAUGGGAGUGUGCGACCAGGUCGCGACCAAGGCCAAGCGUACAUGGCGUGCGCGCAAGGCUGGUCCAUCAACUCCUGGCGCGAUGGACAUGCUCUUCGACUCCCACGAUCACAUUCAGCUUGAUGGCUCGCCCGACACGAUCCGACCCACCUCGCUCCAGAUCUCGCAGUCGAAAUGGCCAAAGAAUGCUGCAACAAGGCGUCGUCUUCGCGAGCUUUGUGCACGUCGUCCGUCCAUUUCGGCCCACUAUCAGCGCAUGUUGCGCACUCGAAGCCCGUCUCCAUUUGAAACGUCCAGCCCCGGUACCCAGCAGCCCGAGCCAACGUCAUUCUCUGGAAUCGAUAUGAUCAUGUCGCUCGUGACAUCCACUGCGCCUUCGAUGCAACCAAAUGGCCCGUUGGCACAGCUCACAUCCCAAGUUGCGACACCGCAGCCACCUCCAACUCCCAAGCCGCGGCGCCUGUCUAGACCUGCUCGUCCAGAGGGCUGGUUCGAUCGUAUCCCUCGCUCCAAGGCUCAUCAGAAGAGCGCGUCUCUUCAGUCCGAGCUCAACCUUAACCUCGAAGCUGCAGCCUCACAGGGUGCCAGCUCUUUGGCAUCUCCUUUUGAUGGUGACUCGUCUUCCAGCCGCACGCACCUUCUCCAUAGCAUGGCCAACACCAGGUCGCUUGGCCGUACAGAGUUCAACGGCAAGUCUCUUGACUCACCGUUGGAGUUCAGGACCGGAGCGCCCACAGAUCGUCGCUCCCGCAAACGGCGCUUCCGAUCGGAUGAGGAAAAGCCGCGGCGUGGUGCCCUGGAGGAUGUGUUUGGCCCUCCCUCUGCUGAAAGCGAUGUCGGUCGCAGCCGCGGCUUCACUGUUGGCGCCAUCUGCGCGACUGACAACUUGACCAAGAUGUUCACCCCGCGACUUCCCACCUUCGACCAACCCAUGGCUGAGGCUCCAACAAUGGCAGAGCUGGGCAGUCGUUCCGCUCCUCGUCGCCUAGCUGAGCCGGUACCCCGUCUUGGUUCUCCCUUCAUGGAGACACCGCCACCAUGCCGCCAACACAACACCUUCCCUCGCACCAGCCUGCUACCUUCGGCAGGGGACCAGGAGCCAUUCCAUCAACGCCUUGUCCAGCUUGUGGCGGAGCACCAUAACGGCGGUGCCUCCUCUCGUUGA
Messenger RNA from Ramularia collo-cygni, 1929 nucleotides. RefSeq lists its product as uncharacterized. NCBI's taxonomy places the organism in Eukaryota, Fungi, Ascomycota, Dothideomycetes, Mycosphaerellales, Mycosphaerellaceae. The record is from RefSeq and is a predicted model, not a curated record. Bases 1 to 1929 code for a protein of 642 amino acids. The transcript has a single exon.